Vanrija pseudolonga is the source of this 2528-nucleotide messenger RNA. It is a transcript of the gene LUL4, whose product is annotated as putative E3 ubiquitin-protein ligase LUL4. The record is from RefSeq and is a predicted model, not a curated record. NCBI's taxonomy places the organism in Eukaryota, Fungi, Basidiomycota, Tremellomycetes, Trichosporonales, Trichosporonaceae. Bases 246 to 2357 code for a protein of 703 amino acids. The transcript has 2 exons. Gene Ontology annotation, molecular function: protein binding.
UGACCGCUCUCCGCCGUCGCUCGCCUGGUCGCAGCAUCCGGCCUGCAGCAGGCGUCUUACCCAGCAGCAGCAGUCUGCCAGCAGCCUGCCUGCCUGCCUGCCUGCCUGCCCACAUCUCCAGCUCAUCCCCUCGCCUCUCACCAUCCUUUGCACGACUGCACGGCAGGUACUAACACUCUGCCGCGGCGGACGAGUUUCACUACAUUGGCCACUAUCCAUCAACUACAUUGCAGCACACACCCCUCAUGGCCGCACCAGGGGUGCCUCCUACCCCGACUGGCGGCGGCCUCUUCUCGUCGCUCAGAUCCAAGCGCAGCCCGAGCGUCGCCGAAGAGCCGCCCAUCCCCGUCUUCAUCACCCCCUUCCCCAACGGGCACGUCGACACGCUCUCGCCGCCCAUCAAGCCUGUCCGUACCAACAGCAGCAUGACCUCGGACGCCCCGACACUGUACCGCCAGACGCCGCUCGAGCGCCUCGUUGCCAUGGGGUUCGUCAAGGCUGAUGCCGCGUUCAACCUCCGCGCAGCGAACGGCAACUUCCAGGAGGCCUACGACCUCCUUUACCACGACUCGCACCAGCCCAAGAUGUUCCGCAAGGACAAGACGGGCACCAAGGCGUGGUUCAAGGAGGACUGCGCGAUAUGUAUCCGGAACAAGGUCGGUGGCCAGAAGCUCGAGCGGACAGACAGCAGGCGGACCGACGACCGCUCGAGUAUCCGCAGCGGCCACCGUGACAGCUUCAGCGGACAGCACCAGCAACGCCAUGCCCCGCUGCCGUCGCCGACGUCCGAGGUGAGGCCAGCAACGGCGCAGCCAUCACACCCAGCUUCCCACCUGCAAGACCUGCCGCUGCCCGACGUCUUCUCGGCGCGGCAGCAGGUCGCCGACAACCUGUCCUUCCGGCAGCCAUCGUUUGACCUGUCUUCGAUCAGACAGGCCGCGCCCGAGGUGCCGCCUUCGGUGCGGGUGGGGUCGACCGGGACGGCGUCGCCGGCGCCAACGUCCAACCCGGCACUUAGCACCUGGUCGGGCGAGCACCCCGCCCACCCGCCUCAAACUAGCGGCUACAGCAAGGCUAGCGCGUACGUCGAGGAGCGGGCCGCGAGUCCGCCACCGCAGUACCAGAUGUCGCCGACGAUGACUUCGUCGACGAAUAACUCGCGAGAGGCCGAGUUCACCUUCCCGCUCCCUCCGACCCAAGCGCCGAGCUCGAGCAAGCCUUCUUCCCCAACAGACAACCACCAGCCACCAGCGCCAAUUGCCUCGCGCCAGUCGUCCCACCCUACCCCAGCAGUCACGCCCUACUCCAAGCCACCACCACCCGUGCCACCUGGCGCAGAGGCCGCACAGCCGUCCAGCUCGGCGCGCCAAAGCUCACAUCCUUCGCCUCGGCCCGACCCCCGAAUCGCCGAGCUGUCAGAGAAGCUCCGGGGCAAGGAGCGCGAGCUGGACGUCACCACCGGCCAGCGCGAUGCGCUCCACUCGCUCCUGUCGGCGCAGAUGAAGGGCGACGACCUCCCAGAUAUCGUCACGGCGAUCGCACAGAUGCGCGCGGCGCAGCGGUCGACCGACACCCUCCGCAGCGAGCUGCAGAAUGCCAUCCGUGAUCUCGAGACCGCACAGACGCGGCACACCGACAUGGAGCGCAGCCUUGCCGAGGCACGAGACGCAAACAACGUCGACCGCGAGUCACGGCAGUCGCUGACAAAGGAGCGGCAAGACCUCAUGGAGCAGCGCGACAAGGCCGUGACCGACUGCCGUAAGUGGCAGGGCAAGCUCAAGACGGAGCGCCAGCGGGCGAGCGACCUCGAGGGCCAGCUGUCCCGCGUGCGCGGCGAGCUCGACUCGCGGCACUCGCAGACGUCCGAGCUGACGAACCGGCUCAUGGCCAACGCCGAGACGGUCACCCGCGUGCUCGGCGAGCUGGACAACGCGAUCGCCCGCGAGACGCGGUACAAGCAGGAACUCGCGACCGAGAAGGAGGCGCGCACGCGCGUCGAGUCGGAGCGCGACGGCAUGGUCCAGCAAUACGUCACGACCGAGGAGCAGCUCACGCGCGAGAGCGGCCUCCGGCGCGAGGCUGAGAUCAGCCGCGGGAUCUGGGGCCAGGAGGUCGACACGCUCCGCAAGCGCAUUGGCGAGCUCGAGGCGGCGGCAAGGCGGGGAGGCACCAGCGUCAUUGGUCCCGAGUGCGUCGUGUGUAACGAGGAGACGGCGGCGCUGGCACCCGUCAAGUGUGGUCACCUGUGUCUCUGCAGUGGCUGCUCCAAGAAGGUGCUCGCGCAGGGCCAGCGCUGCCCUAUGUGCCGCGAGACAGUCACCAAGGACGCGGACCUCAUCCGCAUCUACGUGACGUGAUGGCCUGCAGCAGCUCCGACCGACGAACGACGACCGACGACAGCGCCGACGACGACGACUAUAUAAUGCCCCAGGAUGGCUUAGAGAUGACUGGAUAUCGCCAAAGCUAGAGAGAGAGGGAUUUUGCGCGCAGGGCAUAGAGUAUCAUCUUGUGUGUUUAUAGCUUGUGGA